Messenger RNA from Phragmites australis (common reed), 1854 nucleotides. Its product is annotated as putative disease resistance RPP13-like protein 1. Bases 1 to 1854 code for a protein of 617 amino acids. NCBI's taxonomy places the organism in Eukaryota, Viridiplantae, Streptophyta, Magnoliopsida, Poales, Poaceae. Gene Ontology annotation, molecular function: ADP binding. The record is from RefSeq and is a predicted model, not a curated record. Gene Ontology annotation, biological process: defense response to other organism. The transcript has 3 exons.
AUGCGACUCAACCAUAUUUGUGUUCAACAGGCUGGUCUUAAACUUCUUGGGAGAGACAAUAUUAGACAAAAGAUUAUGGAAAAGAUAUUGUUGGAUAGAAAUGGUGGAAGUAAUUGUACUGUCAUUUGCAUAAAUGGUGGGAGUGGUCAUGGCAAAACUUCACUGCUCCAUGUCCUUUACGAUGACCAACAAUUGAUGGAUGCUUUUGACCAAAGGAUAUCGAUACAGAUGUCUGAUAAAUUAGACAUAUUAAUGCUAUUUAGGAAGAUUGUUGAGUUUGCCAUGAGUGACCAUUGCAGCAUUACGAACCUCACGUGUCUUCAAGAAAUGGUUAAGGAGGACAUCGCGGAUAAGAAAUUCUUGCUUUUCUUGGAUGAUGCGGACAUGGAAGACCAACAAUUUUGGAAUAGUGUAUUAGAAGUUCUUAAUGCUGGUGCCAAAGGAAGUGCUGUUGUCAUGGCUACAAGGAGUGUGACUGUUACUGCUCUUAGAGGUUUGGACUUGAAGGCCAUUGGUGGUCUUUUGUGCCAGACAGAAACUAUUUUCUUAGAAAAGGAUAUGUUUGAGGGAAGUGUUAUGCUUUUACAGCUCUUCUACGAUGUUUUACCAAUCCAUCUGAAGAAGUGCCUUGCAUUCUGUUCCUUGUUCCCAGAAGGUUACAUCUUUGAUAAAAUUCACAUGGUCCUGCUAUGGAUAUCUCAUGGUUGUGUCAGGCCUGUUGAAGGGUGUGAACUUGAAGGUGUCGGAGUUGCAUAUUUCAAUGAGUUGCUGCGCAGAUCCUUUUUUCAGUAUUCAUCUUUCCAGAAUGAUAAAGAUGACAAGUUUGUGAUGCAUGAGCUUAUCUACAAUGUGGUAGAGCCUGUCUCCCGAAACAGAUACUUCAAGUCUGAGGAUCUCCUGAGCAGCGUACCUGAAAAUAUUCUUCAUUUGUCGAUUGUUUCCUCGCAAUUUCAGGCUGUUCAACUGAUGUCCAGAACAGAAAAAUUGAAGGAUUUGCAGACAUUUCUGGUGGUGCAACCUGAGUGGCAACCAUACAACAUUUGUUUUCCUACCUUAAAUCUUGUCGGUUUAGACAAUGUCCUUCUGAAUUUCACUACCCUAGAGACACUGGAUUUGAGGUACACCGACAUAGAAGAGCUGCCAAUCUCCAUUGUUGGCCUGAGAAACUUGCAGUACUUAUCUCUCAACUACACAAGCGUCAGGGCUCUUCCGUCUGAGCUCUGCUGCCUCAGCAAUCUGCAGACACUGAAAGCGAAUGACUGCCGCUUCCUCACCAAGUUACCUGGAGAUGCAAAGAAGCUGCUCAAGCUGCGCCAUCUUGAUGUGACAAAAGAACUGGGUUACGUUCACUUGCCACAUGGAGUUGGACAGCUGACUGAACUCCGGACACUGCCAGUCUUCCACGCCAGUGGUGACUCGUUACAUUGCUCCAUAAGUGAGCUGGGAAGCUUGCACAAUAUGAGGGGUUGCCUUCGGCUUUCAGGACUCGAGAGUGUCAAAACUGGCAGCAAGGCCCAGGAGUCUAACCUGAAGGAUAAGCAGCACCUCCAGGAUUUAACGCUGCAAUGGCACAAUGGCAGCAUAGACAUUGACGUCGAUGACGAAGAAGCAGACAGUGUGGCUGAGAAGGUUCUUGAAAGCCACCAGCCGCACGUCAACCUCCAAGACCUCGCCAUUAGAGGCUACCAAGGCAGUGCAUUUCCUGCUUGGAUGCAAGACUCUUCUUCCUUGCCCAGUUUAGUCUCGCUCACACUCGACAGCUGCUGCAACUGUACCCAGUUCCCCGCCCUUGCCCUGCUGCCAUCACUGAAGUUCCUGAACAUACGGAAGAGAUGUAUGACGCGCAACGGCUGA